Molecule: messenger RNA, 1848 nt
Organism: Lachancea mirantina
Lineage: Eukaryota; Fungi; Ascomycota; Saccharomycetes; Saccharomycetales; Saccharomycetaceae
Source: the annotation of a GenBank genome assembly
AUGGCAAUUGGUACAAAAAUUGCCAUCCUUUACGGAUCAGAGACCGGUAAUUCACAUGAAUUUGCGUCGAUACUUUCAUAUAAACUGCAUAAGUUACAUUUCCCACAUGCCCUUAUGACUUUAGGCGAUUAUGAUGCCAAGUCUAUUCUAACAUGCAAAUAUCUUUUCAUUAUCUGUUCAACAACGGGUCAGGGUGAAUUGCCUCGCAAUGCGAAGGAAGCGGCCAACGGAUCUGAGGUGGACACAUUAUGGGCACUUCUUAAGAGAAAAAAUUUGCCCGGAGACUUGCUAUCACAUCUCAAAGUUGGUAUGCUUGGACUUGGUGACUCUUCGUAUCCCAAAUUCAACUAUGCAGUGCGGAAGCUGCAUAAUCGAAUGGUUGAUCAACUUGGUGCUCAAUUACUUUUCGCGCGCUUGGAAGCCGAUGAGUCUGGAGCACGCGGCAGCAACGCCAGAAAUGGGGUUGGAGUCGAGGGAGUUUAUUUCCAAUUUGAGAAAAGAGUGCUCGAAACCCUCAUGACUAAGUAUCCCACUAGAAAAGUUGGGAAAGAUCAAUUUCUACGCGAACCAGUCUCUGACGAGAACUACUUGAAACCUCUUUUCAAUGUUACCUUGGAUGAAUCUGGUCCCACAUGUGAUAUUAUUGAAUUCUCUGGAACUACAGUCGCUAAGACUGGAACAGUGACCAACAACGGAAGGAUUACUCAUCGUGAUCACUUUCAGGACGUGAGACGAUUCUGUUUCCAGAACCAAGGAGAACAAUACUAUCCUGGUGAUACGGCCUCCAUAUACCCGUGCAAUUCCGAUGAGUCCGUACAGAAGUUCCUAGAAUGUCAACCCGAAUGGUUGAGCAUCGCAGAUAAACCACUUAAAUUCGAAGGCAUUUUGCCUUCUGAUCUCGUCGAUGGUGGCAUUAUAACCUACAAAACGUUGAGAACUCUUCUGAAAUAUCAUUUGGAUAUAAACAGUAUCCCUAGGAAGAUAUUCUUCAUGAAAACAUGGAUGUUUGCAACGGAUGCUUCUCGUUUACAAGGCGGCGAACAACAGCUAGAUCAGCAACGGUCAAAGCUACGCCAAUUCGCAUUAGAUGAGGAUAUGGAAGAUUUAUAUGAUUACUGCAAUAGGCCUCGCAGAUCGAUUUUGGAGGUACUUCAAGAUUUUCCUUCGCUGGUGUUGCCUUGGACUUUUUUGUUCGAUUUUCUACCAAUUUUGAAGCCCCGGUUGUUUUCCAUUUCUAGCUCGCCAUCGCAAAGCCCGGUUGAGCUAACUAUUGCAUUGGUCAAAUACCAGACAAUUUUAAGACAAGUGAGGCGAGGAGUGUGCUCUCAGUAUAUCGACCAACUUAGAGAAGGUGAUAUUGUGAGAUACAAACUUCAACAUAACCAGCUUUUGAAAAAAGACAUGAAACAAAAGCCCUGCAUUAUGAUCGGUCCCGGGGUUGGUAUAGCGCCCAUGAUGUGCCUUCUGCGUUCUCAUUUCUUCGAAGACCAAUAUCUGUUUUUCGGCAAUCGAUUCAAUGCCAGAGACUUCCUCUACAAGGAGGAGCUAUCAGCUUUCGAACAAGAGGGUUUACAUCUUUACACCUGUUUUUCUCGUGAUCCUGUCAAUAAUUUCAAUGUCAAAUACGUCCAGGAUUUGUUAUGGCAAAAUGGGCAAGUGGUAGGUGAACUGCUUAUCGAGAAGAAAGGAAUAAUAUAUUUGUGCGGCUCGUCGGGUAAAAUGCCUGUGCAGGUCAGAAUCACCAUACUCGAAAUUCUAAAAAGAUGGUGUCAGAUGAACGACGAGCAGGCUCAGACGUACUUACAGGAAAUGGAAAGGACAGAUAGAUAUUUACAAGAAACUUGGUGA